CGCGCCCUGUCAUGAUUGGGCGCUACGAGAGGUAGUAUUGUAGGCCAAAAUAAAUACUACUCGUUAAGAUCGGUGCGUGUGUUUUCGUACUGACUUUCUAAUACGGGACUGUUAUGUGUUUCUUAUGUUGAACUGUACCGUACCUGUUACUUUGUUUUUCAAGAUUUUAAGUGAAUUUAUGUUGCUCGCCUGCUAUAUGAUUUCAGUAUACCUGUUACUUGUACAACGUGGGAUACUUGCAACACGGAAUAAUUACCAGCGGCUGCUGGAUACGAACACACACAGCGACGAUUUGCCAGAGAUUCAGUAUCACCCGACAAUACCUAGGAGAAUAUUAUCGUGAAACGAAACUUUAUACGAUGACUCGUACGCAACGAUUGAUUAAGGAAGAUUUGAGACGUCGUCAUUUACAACAAAGCGUUGAUAAUAAAUUCUCUAUUUGCUUGACAGUCUCGAUGACGAAUUUAAGUAAAACGGAAAACUCUGACGAUCUUGCGUGAAUGUUUUGGAGUGUUUUUGUAAUACCGUAGUCAUUUCGUUAAGGAUCGAAAGUACGCGGGCGGUACGAAAAGCGAACUGAAUUACGCAGAGGAACGAGUGUAUCGAUUGUUAUCGAAACCUAUGCAGAAGCAGUAAAUGUAUAAUACGGUUUGGCGCGAAAUUCAAAUUCGUUAUUCCCUUACGUCUUAGGAAGUUUUAAUUUCGCUUAAAGAUGAUUAUGUUCACUCGGUAAAGAUCUUAGCGAAGUUCGUAGAAAUCGUCCAUUUAGUAAACUUCGUCCAAUUCGUCUACGCUUCGAAUUAAUUGACAAUCAAGAAAGGAAGAAUGAGUUUCUUCAAUUCUCUUCAGCAGUACGUCACCGACGGCGUGGCCAGCUUGAGCUUCAGUCCCAAGAGGUUCUCAUUCAGCCGGGAAGAUUCAACAGCCGGCACUUCCGGUAGAAGUGGAUCUACCGGAAGUGUCACUUGCACGAAUGCCGACGUUAGCGUACAGCACACAACACCUCAUGGCUUUCCUAAGGUAGUACCACCACCAGGAACAGUAACGCCACCUCACGCGCGCUCUCUGUCGACGCGUAGGCGUACUUUGGAUUGUACUUCCGGUCCUAGUUUAUCGGUUCACCCUACAGCCAGCAGUGGAUCUGUGUCUCCGAGAAGGGUUGCUUCUUUUCGAAGAAAUGCAGCACCGACAGAUCGACCACCCCUUAUGUUCUGUCGGCGACGACCCUCCUGGCCGGAAGUCGACAUUCAAGCUACUUCUGGGGUUCAAGAAACCGAUGGAUCCUUUUUCGAGAGUUUUACGGCAUUAUCCUGGAAACAAGAAAAUCGACGACUCAUGGUUCUACAAGAAGUCGAGGCCAGAGCGGAAGAGGCACCGCCGUCAUCCAGAGAGAUGAAUUUGAAUACAUCUCAGGGCUACAGGCUCAGCAAGAAAGAGAUGGAGCAGCUGUAUAUAGAAGUUCUUUACACAAUUGCGAACACUGUGGGCGCGAGUACUGGCCAAUAUGCACAUUAUCGGGAGGAUUUAAACAGAUACGCGCAGGAGGCGUUUAACGUACCUCAGGAUCAGCAUCGACGAUGCCUAAAUAUCGCAUCCAAAGAGAAAAAGCCCAUAGUGGUACUCAGUGUCGUUGUCAUUGAGGCUGAAGGACUAGAAGCGAAGGACGCCAAUGGUUUCAGCGAUCCCUACUGCAUGCUUGGUAUUCAACCAGGAAACAGCGCAGGACCACCAAGUCCACAGCCCAAUUUGAGUGCGCAUUCGCCGCAUACACCACCUGCGUCACCGAGACAAGCUACGCGCGCCCUCUCGGACGGCGGCGAUAAUGAGAACUCGCAUCAUGAAAAACUUCGAAAGCAUCACAGUUUCAGAUUAUCUUUCAAACGCAAGGAGCAUGGUAGCAGAAGGGAACAUCGGGAAUCGUUAAGCGGUGCAGUACCGGCAAAAUUUAUUCGGGCAACCUCGGUAAAGCCUCACACACUAAGCCCGCGAUGGGAUGAAAAAUUUCGGUUUGACAUCGACGAUCUGGAAACAGACAUCUUGCAUCUAGAUAUAUGGGACCAUGACGACGAGUCUUCUGUAUUUGACGCGGUGAGCAAAUUAAAUGAAGUUCGCGGAGUUAAAGGACUUGGCAGAUUCUUUAAGCAAAUUGCCCAGAGCGCCAGAUCUGGAAAUCAGGACGAUUUUUUGGGUUGCGUAAAUAUACCAUUGGAGGAUAUACCUAGUACGGGUGUUGAAGGGUGGUACAGACUCGAGGCCCGGACACAAAAAAGUAAUAUUCAGGGACGUAUCAAGUUAAAAUUGUGGCUGUCGACGAGAGAAGAUCGGGGAACAUCCGAGGAGGAUAACUGGGGUGAACUCAGGCAACAGGAACGUCUCCACACUGUUUUUUUGAAUCAUGAAAUGAAUCGACAAGGGAUGGACUUCACAGGUGAAUUGCCACAAACUGCACUUACUAUUUUACAUCAACAUGCAGUGCAGGGGGAUGUCACGGAAUUACAACAAGCACUGAUCAGAUGGGUUGCGACAUCACGUCAACCAGCAGUCGACUCAAAAACAUUGCAUCGUCUUUUGCAGGACUUGGACAAUCUUUGGCCAACGGAUACGCUUUCCCGCGACGAGGAAGAAUGCCUGGCUGAUUCAUUCAAUGCGUUUUUGGAAAUAAGCUUGAAACAAGUGCGGCAGCAUCGAAUUUUAUUUCCGCCUUUACAUCGACCGGCCAUUGCUAAAUUGGAUUAUCUACUUAGGUGCCUGGGUCUAUUGUCGAAUAUGAAAGCUUUCUGGAAAUGUUGUCCGUUCAACAAGGAGAUACGUGGAGAAAUAAUUACAGCCCUUAGGAAAGGGACUCUCGAGUGGUAUGAAGAUACCCGUCAACAAACGAUGUGCCACGAUCAAGAACCUGAUCAAGAUGCGGAUAGAGUCCUUCAAGACUUUACAAACUUGGUUACGGCUCUGUUGGUUGAUCUGCAGCAAGGACUGCACUACUAUAACAGCCUUUUCGAAAACACUAACGGAGUUCCAUACUUCUCAGCGGUAUAUAAGCAGCUAGACAAACUGCUGGCGGAACACGUGGCGAAACACAUGGAGAACACAUCCGAGAUGCACAACGAGCUUGGAGCCAGAGUUACGGCAGCUUGUCUUCAAUUACACGGUCAGGAUAGGGACGAGGAAUAUAUUUUGCCACCAGGCGCUGAAAUAGGAACGCCGAUCUUUGAACUCUACCUCGCCCUUCAAGAAUUCGUGAACAUGAAGGAUCAUCUACCGCAAUCGGAUCAUAAGACUCUAGCAAUUUGCACUUACUACCAGUGGUUUGAACCUGCAGUGGAUAAAUGGCUUGACUUAGCGAAACUGAAGGCGAUGCAAAGAAUUCGAAGGUCUGCGGAAUUGAAUCGGAUAUGCACGGGAGAGCUAAUAGUGAAGCACUGCACUUCAGCGGUGGAUGCAACUGCUUGUUUUUAUCAGAUCAAGGAAUUUUGGAAACAACUUGCAUGGCCAGAUGUCCCGGGCUCUUACAACUUUGUACUGAAGAUAAUCGACGCAAUUUGCAGUUCUGCAGCGUAUUAUGCGGAAUUGACGCAUCAGAAAUUGGCAGAUGGCGGAUACUACGAGGAUCAAACGCCGUACAAGACCACUGACGAGGUAAUCGCCCAGAUGUGCGUUGCUAUUAACGGAUUGGAGUACGUAAGAAGAUGGUUGCUUAACCUGGGUGAGGAACUUCGAGUGGAGAAUGUAUUGGCUAGCCUGGAAGGUCAAGCCAGCGAAGCUGUGCGUUUACAGUGGCGAAAUGCACUGACAUUACCUUUGGAGCAAACACCUGGACAAAUGCUGCUUUUUAUAAAUCAGAUCAUUUCCAGAAUUGGUUCCAAGAUGAGACCCCCGCUGAGAAAGACUAUGUUCCAUCUCGCGUGGUCUCCGGACAGUUUGCCAACUUCAGAAGCCAUGGCUCCAUUAUUGGAAUACCUUGACCUGCAUUUGGUAGCACUUAACGCAGCUCUAUUGGCUACCAAUUUCACUAGGGUUCUUCAAGAUGUAUGGGAAGUCGUACUUGGAGAAUUAAGUAAUCAAAUGAAUGGAAGUGCCGGAGAUAAACCUGCGGUAUUCUACGACAGGCUUCACGAGGCGCUGGAUCUAUUAGUAGAAUUUUUUUAUGCCGAAGAGAAGGGUUUACCAUAUGAGGCACUCCGAUGCGAAAGUUUUCUUAAUGUAGAAGAAAGAUUGCAAUAUCACAAAACCGAUACUGCACUUUUAAUUGAUAGAUAUUAUCAACAACGAUUGCAGGACCAAAUAAGUACUCUCACUGCUGAAUACGGAGUGUUAACUGUAAGAGCGUAUCUCAAUCACGACUCUCUUUGCGUUGAGGUUCUCAAUGCAAGGGACGUCAUCCCUCUAGAUCCUAAUGGAUUCAGCGAUCCUUUCGUUAUAAUAGAACUGCUGCCAAGACGCGUUUUUUCUCAUUGCGCAGAGCAGCAGACGAAUGUUCAAAAGCGAACGCUUAAUCCGAUGUUCGAUGAGUGCUUCGAGUUUUCUGUCAGUGUGGAGCAGUGCCGUAGUCCAGAUGCUAUGAUACUCUUCACUGUGAUGGAUCAUGAUGUUUUGACAGCGAAUGAUUUUGCUGGAGAAGCUUUUCUGGGAUUGAGUAGCAUUCCCGGUGUGGUCGAUUCGAAUGCGAGUAUCGAUAAUUUUCACGGCCUCAAGCAUCAAGAGUUACCUUUGAUGCAUCAAAAGAACAAAAAUCAUCCAAUUCUGCAAAUUUUGGAAACUCGCGUGGGCGAUAAGCUGGCUUUGGAUUUCGUGAAAAAGCAGAAACAACGUUUCGCCACGACGUAAAUGAGAUGUCUUUGUAAAGCUUAAAGAAAUUUUACCAAAGAGAAUGCGUGAACGACGGACUAGGUUGCGUGAAAAGGAUGGACUUAAAAAGCUGGAAAAAAGAAAAAGGAACCAAUCAGGAUAAUCCAUCCUUCUGGAAAACGACGAAUUUUCUCAAAACAUUUUUUCGUCUAAUCUCUCUACACCUCUCCCUUUGCAAACUUUCCAAAUGCUGUGAAAAUUUCCAUUGAUAUGUGUAAAUCGUGUCUGUGUUGGAAGUCGUAUUUUAUCGAUGUUGGAAAUAGAGAGGCAGGGGGAAGCUUGGAAAACAAUAGAGAAGCAGAAAUUAAGGAGUCUUAUGAAAACUCGAGAAAAAGGAAACAAAGAAAAUACGUGAUGAACUAUUUUUUGUCGAUUCGAACAAAAAAAUGUCAAUAUAAGUUGAGAAGAGUUUGGAGACAAAGGCGAGAGAUCGUGUGUCAGAAAGUUUCGUUAAGAGAAAAAGAUCAAAUGAAGAAAAUAUACAAUCGAAAUGCCGAAGUGUUAAAGGAGGCGAAGGUCGAUGAAAAUCGGGGCGAAAAAAAUCUUAAAAGUUGGUGUGAUGUAUUUAACGAUAAAUGUCUAAAGAAGAUAGAUACGCGUAUUAUAUAUAUUAAAAUUAUAUAUAUAUAUAUACACACGUUAUAUUAAUAUAUAUGUAUAUUAUAUAUAUAUAUAUAUGAUAUAGAUAUACAUAUAUUAUAUGUAUACACGUAUAUACCGUAAUGAUUGUUGGUCGGCCAUCGGAUCGUUCAUAAGUGGAACAAAUGAGAACAAAACAUGUUGCUUAAAGAAAAAUUGUAAACAGUCCAUUGCUACACGAUGUAAGACUGUAAGACUAAUGGAAAAAAAAAAGAAAAAUAAUGAAAGACAAGACACAGAAUCUUAUUGAUUCAUGAUUUUGAAUCGGUCCGGCGGUUCGGGCCAAUAUUCAAAAAAGUAAAAAAAAGGUUGAUAAUAUUUUUCUUACUCGUCAUUGGCUGACGUUUCUUUCUAUCUUUCCACAAAUUCUCCUUCGUGAGAUAUUGCCUAAGAUACGAUUUAUCACUAUGCUGUAGCUGUAUCAAGUACACAAGUAACAUUUCGAAAGAAUAUAAUCAUGUUUGAAUUGAACUUGAAAUUGAAAGUUUUAUCUUUCAGUUUUCGCAACUUGCGGUCAUAUUGGACUAAUCAAGUAUCGUCAUCUAAUGGCAUUAUAUCGUAAUUUUGUUGCUUCGCAACAAUAAUAAUUCAAAAUUUAAAAAAAUCGUAUCCAAGGCAAAACUCCCUAUUUAUUAAGUAGUUAAUGGCUAAUGGCCGUCCUUGUGAUCUGUCCAUCAGGUACGAAGUUGAUUGCUAAAUUUCGAAGAAAAAUGCGUUAUCCUCAAUAUGAAUAAAAAAGAAAUGAGUAAUGACGAGAGCGCAUAUUUUACAAGGGCAUGAGUACACACACACCUAUACAUGAACGCAACGUCAAUUUUCUAAUGCACAAAAUUAAGGGAUGCAAUCUGACAUUCAUACACGCACAUAUCUUUUAUAUUAGUAUUAUCGUUAUUAUUAUCACUCAAUGCUAAUUAUUUUUUGUUAAAAAUCUGUUAGACUCUCUCGGCUAAACAUUUAAGUUCUUACGUAUUGAGAAUGCACACCUAUUGCAAUGUAAAAGUAUAUUUGAGCGCUAAUUUAAUGCAUUAAAAUUAUCAAGCUUCUAAGUCUAUUCUGGUAUUUACUCUGUCAUGAUCUUCCUUCGAUCAAAACUCAAAAUUUCAUUUUUAAUUUCUGAAAUGAGCAGAAGAAAAGAAGACAAAAAUAUGUAUUCAAUUAUCUUAUAUCGUGAGGCGAAUAAAUUAUUAUAAAUGUG
This is a messenger RNA of Cephus cinctus (wheat stem sawfly), 6679 nucleotides long. It is a transcript of the gene unc-13-4A, whose product is annotated as BAI1-associated protein 3. Bases 826 to 4824 code for a protein of 1332 amino acids. The record is from RefSeq and is a predicted model, not a curated record. Lineage: Eukaryota; Metazoa; Arthropoda; Insecta; Hymenoptera; Cephidae. The transcript has 27 exons.